This is a messenger RNA of Penicillium cataractarum, 1506 nucleotides long. Its product is annotated as glutathione synthetase. The transcript is spliced from 4 exons. The record is from RefSeq and is a predicted model, not a curated record. The coding region runs from base 1 to 1506 and encodes 501 amino acids. Gene Ontology annotation, cellular component: cytosol. Gene Ontology annotation, molecular function: ATP binding; glutathione binding; glutathione synthase activity. Gene Ontology annotation, biological process: glutathione biosynthetic process. Lineage: Eukaryota; Fungi; Ascomycota; Eurotiomycetes; Eurotiales; Aspergillaceae.
AUGGAGGGAUUCAGUGAAGAGCAGACACUGUCGCUGGUUGCACAGAUCCAAGAUUGGCAGCAUGUCCGCUCGCAGACAGAGUCCAGCGUGUUCAGUUACCCGGUCGGGGUCUCGUGCUUCCCAACAGCAUUACCUCGCGCCAAAUUCCAGCAAGCGCUAGAGAUCCAAGAAAUUUACAAUCGGCUUUACUGCUCAGUCGCCGAGGACGAGCAGUGGAUCCACGAUGCCAUUCGAGACAUCAUCUCCGUCGAGCCCCUCGCCGCGGCACUCUGGAGUAUCUACGAAGCGGCUAAAGAAACAGGACACAUCCAGAAAAUCUCCGUAGGGAUCUUCCGUUCGGAUUACAUGCUCCAUCUGAACGAGGGGGCCGAACCUCAAUCCCCGAAUGCAGUAUUUGAAACGAGCUUGAAACAGGUCGAAAUGAACACCUUCUCCUGCUCUGGCGGAUCCCAUGCAAAUAAAGUAGGAGACAUGCAUCGGUAUCUUGCCCGAACGGGGAUAUACAAUGUGAAUGACGCGUCUUUGGAUAUCGCAUCACUCCCUGUCAAUAAGAAUAUCGAGUCACUCGCCUCCUGUCUCGCGUUGGCUCACACCACCUAUGGUGGACCAAGAAGUCAGGAAGCCAGACAGACGGCAGUAUUGAUGAUUGUACAGCCAAACAAUUUCAACACAGCAGACGAGCGCCCGAUAGAAUAUGCACUAUGGAACCGAGAAGACCCGGUACCAACCUAUCGACUCGAAUUUGGCCCCGAUAUUCUUGAACAUACCUGGCUCACGGAGAAUCGAGAAUUACUCUUCCAACCACCGUGGCUUGCAUCAAAAACCCCGGUGGAAAUCUCAGUCGUGUACCUGCGUGCUGGGUAUGAAGCGGAAGAAUACAAUCACGUCGGUUGGGAGGCACGACUCCAGCUAGAGAACUCUGUCGCGAUCAAAUGCCCUUCUCUUCUCGCACAUAUUACAACCUUUAAAAAGGUUCAACAGGCACUCGCCGCACCUGGAGCACUGGAAAAGUUCCUCUCGGGGUCGGACGCAGCCAAGAUUCGAGAGACCUUCGUACCAGUGUAUCCCUUAGACGAAUCCGAACAAGGCCUCUUCGCCCGAAAGCUGGCUUGCGAUCCCGAAAAAUCACUCAACUACAUUCUGAAACCUUCCCUAGAAGGCGGAGGACAUAACGUGUACGGGACCGAAAUACCAGAUUAUCUAGCCUCAAUUCCCCAAGAACGAUGGUACUCAUACAUCCUCAUGGAACGAAUUCAACCGCCGAUUCAAACCAACAUUCUUAUGGGACCCGCGGCUCUAGACAGUGGACAGACAGUCUCCGAGCUAGGCAUCCUAGGAUGCUGUCUAUGGCAAUCACAGUCCGACCAGACAUCCGAGCAUCGGUGCAAAAUGCUCCACAACUCGGUGGGCGGCUGGACCUUCAAGACUAAAUUUGCCGAAGUCGACGAAAUGAGUGUGGUUAAGGGGUACGGACACUUUGAUACGCCGCGAUUGAUGGAUCCUUGA